Lathyrus sativus (Indian pea) is the source of this 1851-nucleotide messenger RNA. The record is from the annotation of a GenBank genome assembly. NCBI's taxonomy places the organism in Eukaryota, Viridiplantae, Streptophyta, Magnoliopsida, Fabales, Fabaceae.
AUGACAAAACCAUAUGCCGCUGUUUUACUGUCGGCCAUAGCUGCCGCGUCAGGUUUAUCUCACAAUCACGCUUUCUCCGACGCCGCUUCUUCUUCACCUUCCGACGAUCCUCAAUCUCCUCCGCCGCCUCCUAAAUUUCGAAACAACAAUCCAAGAACAACAUCUGCUGGGUUUGAUCCAGAGUCUCUCGAGGAAGGAGCCAGAAUUAUCAACAAUGUUGCCACUAAACCUCACGGCAAAAAUGUUUUUGAGAAUAUUAAAAAGAAAGAGGAUGCAAAGCAAGCUGAGUUUGCUGCAAAGACUGUUGAGUCUAACCAUAUCAAAGCACAGCAUGAGGCUGAAAGGCAAAGGAUUACAUAUGAAGAAAAGAAAAAGCUUGCCCAGCUUCAGGAUCAAAUAAAAUCUCAGUUGGCUAAGUAUAAAGAUGAGUUGGCAAGGAAGAGGAUGCAGGCAGAAAAUGAACAAAAGAGAGCAAGGAACCAAGAGCUAGUGAAAAUGCAAGAAGAAUCUUCGAUCAGAUUGGAGCAAGCUCGGCGUUCAAUAGAAGAACAGAUUCAGGCACAUCGGAGGCAGAGUGAAAGAGAGAUGGCUGAGAUUGAACGUGAAACAAUCCGAGUAAGGGCUAUGGCAGAAGCAGAAGCGAGAGCACAUGAAUCGAAGUUAGCGGAAGAUGUUAAUAGGAGAAUGCUAAUUGAUCGUGCUAAUAAGGAACGAGAAAAAUGGGUUGCUGCCAUAAAUGCUACGUUCGACCAUAUUGGAGGGGGCGUUAGAGCUAUUCUAACGGAUCAAAAUAAGUUGGUUGUAGCAGUUGGUGGAGUGACUGCUCUGGCAGCUGGAAUAUACACUACAAGGGAAGGUGCGCGGGUUAUUUGGGGAUAUGUUGAUAGAAUAUUGGGACAACCAUCAUUGAUCCGAGAGUCCUCCAGAGGGAAAUACCCAUGGUCUGGCGUGUUGUCUCGUACCAUGAGCUCCCUGUCCCGACGUACCGAUCCAGAAUCUGCUUCAAAAGUUGGAAAUGGUUUUGGUGACGUAAUUUUGCAUCCUUCUCUUAAUAAAAGAAUUGAGCAGCUGGCAUCUGCAACUGCACAUACAAAAGCACAUAAUGCACCAUUCAGAAACAUGCUUUUUUAUGGUCCUCCAGGAACUGGAAAGACAAUGGCUGCCAGAGAGUUGGCUCGUAAAUCUGGAUUAGAUUAUGCGUUGAUGACUGGGGGAGAUGUUGCUCCGCUCGGCUCACAGGCUGUCACAAAGAUACACCAGUUGUUUGAUUGGUCCAAGAAGUCUAAAAGGGGUUUAUUGCUUUUCAUUGAUGAAGCUGAUGCAUUUCUGUGCGAGCGGAACAAGACUUACAUGAGUGAAGCACAAAGAAGUGCACUCAACGCUCUUCUCUUUCGCACCGGUGACCAGUCAAAAGACAUAGUUCUUGCGCUUGCUACAAACCGUCCCGGUGAUCUCGAUUCAGCUGUGUCAGAUCGUAUUGACGAGGUCCUAGAAUUUCCAUUACCUGGAGAAGGCGAGCGCUAUAAACUUCUUAAACUCUAUCUAGACAAGUACAUUGCCCAAGCUGGAGCAAGGAAACCUGGUCUAGUUCAAAAAUUGUUGAAAGGAAGCCCACCAAAGAUCGAGAUUAAGGGAUUGACUGAUGAUAUCAUUAAGGAAGCGGCGGCUAAAACCGAGGGAUUUUCAGGAAGAGAAAUAGCAAAACUGAUGGCUAGUGUCCAAGCUGCUGUAUACGGAAGCACGAAUUGUGUUCUUGACGAAAGCUUGUUCCGUGAAGUGAUAGAUUAUAAAGUAAGUGAGCAUCAACAGAGAAGAAAAUUGGCAGGUGCUGCUGAUAAGGCUGGUGCAUGA